Aricia agestis (brown argus) is the source of this 4257-nucleotide messenger RNA. RefSeq names its product dual specificity protein phosphatase Mpk3-like. The transcript has 6 exons. Gene Ontology annotation, cellular component: cytoplasm; cytosol. The coding region runs from base 516 to 1697 and encodes 393 amino acids. The record is from RefSeq and is a predicted model, not a curated record. Gene Ontology annotation, biological process: negative regulation of MAPK cascade; protein dephosphorylation. Lineage: Eukaryota; Metazoa; Arthropoda; Insecta; Lepidoptera; Lycaenidae. Gene Ontology annotation, molecular function: MAP kinase tyrosine/serine/threonine phosphatase activity; protein tyrosine/threonine phosphatase activity.
UUAUUUUUCUAAUCGAUACCUUUUACCAGUUACCUAAUUACCUACCUAAGACUCUGCGAUUACCGAUCUGUAACGUGUUAUCCAGAAAAAUAAAUGUGAUAUUUUAAAUAACUACUUGUGCGCCGUGUUCUACCAAACGCGGAGGCGUGAGGCACUGAGGAGUGAGGACUGAUCACUGAGGACGACUCCAGACCCAGACUGCUUUGGCGCAUAGUCGCGCGGCGCACUGGUUGUGGCACUGGUUUUUGCUCGAGCGCUCGUACGCUAUGGACGUGAAAUCGGUGUAGUGUUUAUUCGUGAUUUUAAUUAUUGUAAAGAAAGGCAGACCUAGCUUGGACUGAAUAUUUAAGAACAAAAACUAUUAUAAACUUUUGCUUAGUUUUUAUUGAAAAUGAGUUCGAUAUUAUCAUCGAGUUCCGUAAUUGCGUGACAAGACUCGGAACACUGAAUUAUAGAAGUGCAACAGGCGUCGUAAAGGUUUCGUGUCAACAUUGUACACAAAUCGAAUAUUCAAAAUGCCUUCGGACUCGGAAUGUGAUUGUGACUUAGUUUCGAAGGAGUGGCUGCUGGGUAAACUGCGAUCGGACGAGAGAGACACAGUCCUGAUAGACUGUCGGGGGUCCAACGAAUAUGCCGUGUCUCACAUACGUUCGGCUGUCAAUUUUUCCAUUCCGAGUAUAAUGCUGAGGCGUUUGGCGGCCGGCAAGAUAGACCUGUCGUCGACGGUGCAGUGCAAGGAGCUGAAGGCGAGGAUAACGCACUGUUGUGCGCGCGGGACGUUCAUCCUUUAUGGUGAUGGAGCCCCCAGAGAUCCAGACUCUGUACAUGGCAUACUGCUAAAACGAUUAAAACAAGACGGUGUGCAGGUUGUGUGUCUUGAAGGCGAUUUCGCGGAGUUCCGGCGCGCGUACCCCGAGUGGUGCAGCGAGGCCGGCGCCACGCACGUGCCUCAUCUGCCACUAAUGGGAUUGCGGUCCCUCCGCAUCUCGGGGUCGGGGUGCGACGAGGCGCUGUCGUCGGGCUCGUCGUCGGAGUGCGAGGAGUCCCACGCCCACCACCAGGACUUCCCCGUCGAAAUCCUGCCCAACCUCUACCUGGGCAACUCCGCCAACAGCGAGGACUGCGAUGCGCUGGCGCGGCAUAACAUCAAGUACGUGCUGAACGUGACGCCGGACCUGCCGAACGCGUUCGAGGCGGAGGGGUGCGGCAUCAACUACCUCAAGAUACCCAUCGCCGACCACUGGAGCCAGAACCUCGCCGUCCACUUCCCCCAGGCCAUACGGUUCAUCGAGGAGGCGAUGUCCGCGCGGUGCGGCGUGCUGGUGCACUGCGUGGCGGGCGUGUCGCGCUCCGUGACCGUGACGCUGGCAUACCUCAUGCAGCGCCACCGGCUCUGUCUGCGCGACGCCUUCGACCUCGUCCGCGCCCGCAAGACCGACAUCGCGCCCAACUUCCACUUCAUGCGCCAGCUGCACUGCUUCGAGCGGGACCUCGGCCUCCACGACCGCAGCGCCAGCCUGAGUAAGGUGCUGGAGGAGCUGGGCGUGCGUGAGGUGCGCGCGUGCGCGUGCGUGGGGACGUGCGCGUGCGCGCGCUCGUGUGGGUGCGCGGCCAAUACGUGCGCGCGCUGCGGCGUGUCGCCCGACUCCGGCAUCGAGUUCGACCGCUGGAGCGCAGCGCGUGAUACGCCGCAAUGACACUUCUUCACGUCUCGCACGUCGCAAGCGCAGCAGCAGCAGCAGUCGUCGCAACAGCAGCAACUAGAGAGGCAGUCGCCGCAGCAGCAACAACAACAGCAGUCGCAGCAGCAGCAACAGCAGUCACCGCAGGAGUGAGCGCCCCAUCGUAACGGCACCCCGAACGCCCCUUCCCAUCUGGGGCCUCUGUAGUAAUCGUGAUAAGCUGUUGACGUCGGCGUCGGUGUAUAUGUGACGUAACGUCACUAAAAUUUACAAAGUUAUUAGAAUAAAAAUAAUAUAACUGGGACGUCGCGUACGAUAGGCCCCGCCGUGCGUCGCAGUUGUCUAGUCGCCGCAGUCUGCUCUCUGGAGCUUAGUGUAUUGUGACGUAGGCCGUUUACUUUUGAUGUUACUUGUAAUUUUGUUGCGGGGUCUAGAAUUGUUCUAUUGAUGAUUCCGACGAGGCCGGCGCGUUCGGUCGUGUCGCAUUUUAAAUAUAAAGCACCUUAAAGAGUAAGUUACGAGCACGCCUAGAAUGAUAAUUUAUAUACGAUAUUGGUAUAUUCGCAACGGAACUUCAAAACCUAGUUCGAGUUCGAUAUGAACUUUUUCUUUGUUAUCAAUUAUUAUGUAUUGAUAAAGCAUAAAAUUGAUAUUAAUUCUUUCCGUGUCUGGCUAGCUAAUGCUACAUGCCAAUAUUUUGAUAAAAGUUUAUAGAUUCUUAAAUAAUCCACAAAAUACGGGUGUGAAUUAUCUGAUGUUACUGGAUAAAUACGUACAAAUUCUGAUGUAACAAAUUGGAACGAAGUCUCGACAGUUUUGUUGUGGAUAUACCGCAUGUAAGUUAGUUAGAGCCGCGCUACGCGGUUGUUGUAAGUGAAAUAUAUUAUUAUUAUUAUUACUAGAGAAUUAUAAUAUUAUUAAACGGUUAAGUAAAAUUUUAUAAGAUUGAUAUAUCCCUUCCACCGUUGCGAAGGGUACGCGACUAAAUGCAUUCCGAAAUCUUCCAAUGUAUCGUGCAUUUUGUGUCCAUUUUAACGAUUUUUUUACUGUAGCUGUGACGUGAUCGCGCCGUGCGAUGGCCGCCGGGGAGUGUCCUCUAUGAGGGCUGCGGAAUGCCGCCGAUAUGUUCACUAGUGCCACUCGCUAAAGUUCAAAUUUUAUAUAAGUGACGUCGUCCGCAGGACGUUUUGUGUCGUCUCGCGAGGACGAUUUUUAAUUUAAUGGUGGGAUUUUUUUAAAUAAUAGUUUGUACAAAUAAUAUGAUUCCUCCUAACGUAGGGCUUCUGAAGUUCUGAUGAUUCUUCCAUUGUUGUAACUCGAGGGUGUGUGUCGUUAGUGUGAGUCUGUCGAGUGUGUAUCUUUUUAGUGCUAAGCUAAGUGUUGUCGAAGACCUAGUCGACUGUUGAGGGACUCCGCGUCCGCUACGUUUCCAAAGCCGACGCUCUCGUAAAAUAUUUCAAAGUGUAUCAUUAUAUUUACUAUACAAUAUGGAACAUAUUUAUAGCGCAUACGACAUGUUAAUCGUAGUUUAUUUUUCUAUGAAUCUUCGCUGUUGUGCGUCGCUCGGCGCGCGUCCUAGUUUUGUCGCGGGGGGAGGGGAGGGGAGUUGAGUGAGGAGAGACGAGAAUAAAUAUGUAUUUUUGUAUGAACUAUAGUCGACAGCGGAACCCCGCGCACGAUCGGUGAUCGGUCGCCGAGCGCCGCACGAUAUUUUCUACAGUUCUGUGUAUUUCCAUUGGCAUUUAUUUAGGUACUAUCGUGAAACGUAUAUUUUUCUAUAUGUAGUCAAAUUAGUUUAACGUUUAUAUUGUGUAAAUAAAUAAAGCUUUAACUCUUAAGUACGUUAUGAUAAUGUAAAAAUUGUUACUUGUAAAUUCGUUUAAGACUAAGUCAACAUUUAAAUUUGACUUCCGUUCGAGAGUAGAAUGUAUUUACAUACAUGUAUACUCGUUGGAGCGUUUUCACAUUAUGCGUCACCGAUAUUUUACAUCACACCAAAAACUCCAUAUCUGUUGGCGUAGUUUCGUCUGUUAUUAUUUAUUAACAAACAGACAAAAUUUUUCUUAUUAGUUAUUUCAACAUUAUUCUCUUUGUAAGGCAUUGGUCGUAUGACGUAUGUGUAUAUGUAAUGGGAAAACGCUCGCGAGUCGCUAUGAGAGCGAAUUGUUAUGUGACAGAUGUUUGUAUACUGAUUGUUAUACGAGGGUAGGCCAUACGUUAGCCCUAAUUGCACGAACAAUUCUUUUAUAUUCGUAGAUAUAACGAUUAUUGUCUAGCACAAAAACACCUGGGGAGCGCCUUCGGCUCCCUAGUUAAUGAGUAUCGACAGGUACCUGUACAUAUUCUGUUUUAGUAACAUAGCUAUAAUACAUGUUAAAUAAUGAUGUUAAUAACAUUUUAGAUAUCUUUUUAGAGCUUUCCUAAGAGUGCAAUUGAUAUUUGUUGACAGAGUUAGCGCCGGCGCGAUGCGUCGGGCCGGCUUUAACAUUUUUAAUGAAACAUUGUACAACAGUAUAAAGCCACGUGGCACACUAAUAUUAACCUCAAAACAAAUAUAAACACUGUUAAACUAAAA